AUGCCUCCAUUGCGCCCAGUCCGACAAAGAUCAAACCGAGCAUGUCUCGCCUGUCGCCAACGAAAGAGAAAAUGCGACGGAAAAUUGCCAUGCAGCACAUGCACAGGAUAUGGCUAUGACUGUGACUAUGACUCUACCAAUUCAAGAAAUGCAGUCCAAGGCCCAUCCAGGUCGCAGGCCAAACCACCUGCGUCUGAGCCCAACCUCAAGGGAACAUCAUCAGUUCCUUCGGGAAUCCUCGAUUCCACCAAAUCUCGAUAUGUCGGCAGAUACUCUUCUGUUGCCUUUCCGCUCUGCGUGGGACUAGAGAUGCAGGCAGCGAAGCCUCCGCGACUGCAUUCUUUCGGCUAUCACACUGGCAUCCGGAAGGAGCCUGAUUCAACAGCCAGCCUUAGAAUUGCUAAGCGAAUGCCAUGGAAUACGGCUAGAACGUUGCUGGAAUAUUUCUUCGCCACUAUUCAUCCGGUAUUUGGAUUCCUUGACAAAGACGGUUUUUAUGAGCGGUGUGAAACACAUUGGCAUGGUCAACCGCAGACCCCUGAUUUCGAAGCUAUUGUCUGCGGUGUGGUUGCACUUGCUUCGUUGUUCAAUGGAUCCCUAGACCAAGGCGAAGAAAUGUGGUUGAUCUUGCACGCAAAAGAAAUCCUAGAGGAUCCUUUUGUCAGCCGGUUUCCAUCCAUCGAUCAAAUAGCAGCAUGGAUUUUGAGGACAAUCUACCUCCGUGCCACUACCCGACCACAUGUGGCUUGGAUUUGCAGUUGCACUACAAUGCAUCUUGUGGAGGCCACAGGGCUGAACCAGGCACCACAACUCGUCAUGUUGACAACUAACAAGGGCGCUCAGGACUCUACGCCGGAAUUGUCUGACAUUUUGAAAAGAACUGCACGUGUUGCACAUUCUUUGCAUAUCGUAAUAGCAUACGAAUACGGUCGAUCUGUUAUGAACCUCGAAUUUCCAUCCCAGGAGGCUUUGCCCCUAUCAGAUCGCGCGGGGGAUUUCACUCCUUGCUUAUGCAGCCUCGUUGAAGCUGUGCCAUUAACCCCGAUGGGUACAGACUCUAUGGCAACAAUGCAGGACCUAUCAUCGGCUAUUAAUAAACUCGCAGACACACCUGCCAGUCACAAUUUCCUUGUUCUCGUCCGAGCCGAUCUGAUCUUCUCCAUAUACCGCCGUCUGCGUUUGUUAGAGCCAAAUAUACGACAAAUUCUGCUUGAUGAGGUGAUCUGCGCAGGCAUGUCUGCUUUACCUGCGGCUCGUGCACUUGCAAGUCAAAACUUGCCGUGGUGGAAUAUCAUCAGCACUGUAUUUCAAUUCGUCUGCGUUCUUUUGGCUAUUGAUACCCAUGCAAGUGUCACCAAUCUACCUGACGCAAUGGAUACUUUGGGGAUGAUCGUGGACCAACUGAAAACGCACCUCGCCACUGAAGCUCUAGCCACUGCCCGAAAUCUUGUGCGAGCUUCACUGGAUCGAAGACGUAAGGGUGUUGGGAUCCUGGAGAGCAUUGUUGGAUCAACCGCUUCAGAUGAUGCAGUGGAAGGUCCGGAUUCUGAUCUGCCACAAAACUUGGACUUUUCGACGUCUUUCCCAUAUUAUCAACAUCCCGUUGAUUUGGAUUUCUUGUUAAAUAUGGACCUUCUUAAUUGA
Messenger RNA from Penicillium antarcticum, 1644 nucleotides. RefSeq names its product putative C6 transcription factor. NCBI's taxonomy places the organism in Eukaryota, Fungi, Ascomycota, Eurotiomycetes, Eurotiales, Aspergillaceae. The transcript has a single exon. The record is from RefSeq and is a predicted model, not a curated record. Gene Ontology annotation, biological process: regulation of DNA-templated transcription; response to xenobiotic stimulus; DNA-templated transcription. Bases 1 to 1644 code for a protein of 547 amino acids. Gene Ontology annotation, molecular function: DNA-binding transcription factor activity, RNA polymerase II-specific; DNA binding; zinc ion binding.